AUGGAUACAGAGAAGAAAAUACAGCUUAAGAGAGAACUUGGCUAUUUCUGGGGAGUAAAUUUUUUAAUUAUUAAUAUAAUUGGUGCAGGAAUUUUUGUGUCUCCCAAGGGGGUGCUGCAGUACUCUUCCAUGAAUGUGGGAGUCUCCUUGUGUAUUUGGGCUGUCUGUGCUGUGCUGUCCAUGACCAAUGCGCUCUGCUUUUCAGAGAUCGGGAUAGCCUUCCCAUACACUGGGGCUCACUACUACUUUAUCAAGAGAUGCUUCAGCCCCUCCAUUGCAUUCCUGAGACUUUGGACCUCCUUGUUUUUGAGCCCAGGAGUAAUUGCUAGCCAAGCUCUGCUACUCGCCGAGUAUGCCAUUCAGCCUUUCUAUCCUAGCUGUUCUUCUCUGAAUCUGCCAAAGAAAUGUCUGGCCCUAGCAGUGCUGUGGAUUGUGGGAAUUCUGAAUUCUCGUGGAGUGAAAGAGCUGUCAUGGCUUCAGGCGGUGAGCACAGUGCUGAAGAUGGGCAUACUUAGCUUCAUUUCCCUCAGCGGUGUGGUCGUGUUGGUGAAUGGGAAGGAGAACGUGGGAAGGCUUCAGAAUGCAUUUGAUGGGGAGUUUCCAGAGAUCUCUCAGAUAAUAGAAGCGGUCUUCCAAGGAUACUUUGCGUUUUCAGGCGGGGAAUGCCUUACAUAUGUAGCAGGGGAGCUGAAGAAACCCAACAAAACAAUUCCUAGAUGUGUAUUUACAGCGCUGCCUCUGGUAACUGUGCUAUAUUUACUGGCUAACAUUUCCUACCUGACAGUUCUGACGCCCAGGGAAAUCCUCUCUUCAGAUGCUGUGGCCCUUAUAUGGACUGACAGAAUCAUCCCUCAAUUAACAUGGACUGUUCCUUUUGCUAUUUCUGCCUCGUUGUUUAGCAACCUUGUGAUUAAUGUACUUGAGGUAGCAAGAGUGGUAUAUAUUGCAGCCAAGCAUGACCAGUUGCCACUGAUAUUUAGUACCCUUAAUGUUCAUUCCUCUCCGUUCAUAGCUGUGCUUCUAAAUGUCAGUCUGGGAUCGCUUGCAAUAAUCUUAACAAACUUAAUUGAACUGAUAAACUAUCUCUAUUUUGCUUCUUCCAUUUGGACUCUGUUAUGCAUGAUAGGAAUCCUGAAACUGAGGUACCAGGAGCCCAAUCUGCACAGACCUUAUAAGGUUUUUUUACCUUUCGUAUUCAUAGGAAUCACAAUCAGCCUGUGCUUGGUCUUUAUUCCCCUUGUCAAGUCUCCAAAGAUGCAUUAUAUUUAUGUGGUCCUCUUCCUUCUCAGUGGAUGGCUGUUUUAUGUGCCGUUGAUACACUUUAAAGUGAAGUUGGUUUGGUUUGAGAAGUUGACUUGCUAUCUGCAAUUACUUUUUAACAUUUGCAUUCCUGAUGUAUCUGAUGAGCAAGUGUCAGAAGUAGAAAAUUGA
This is a messenger RNA of Arvicola amphibius (Eurasian water vole), 1431 nucleotides long. It is a transcript of the gene Slc7a13, whose product is annotated as solute carrier family 7 member 13. Lineage: Eukaryota; Metazoa; Chordata; Mammalia; Rodentia; Cricetidae. Gene Ontology annotation, cellular component: membrane. The record is from RefSeq and is a predicted model, not a curated record. Bases 1 to 1431 code for a protein of 476 amino acids. The transcript has 4 exons. Gene Ontology annotation, biological process: amino acid transmembrane transport. Gene Ontology annotation, molecular function: L-amino acid transmembrane transporter activity.